Messenger RNA from Anopheles nili, 588 nucleotides. RefSeq lists its product as uncharacterized. Lineage: Eukaryota; Metazoa; Arthropoda; Insecta; Diptera; Culicidae. The transcript is spliced from 3 exons. Bases 1 to 588 code for a protein of 195 amino acids. The record is from RefSeq and is a predicted model, not a curated record.
AUGCAGCUGCAACGGCAAGGAUCUCUACUGGUGCUGCUAGUCGGUACGGUGAUGCUGCUGCUAAUAACGGCACACGUGGACGUGACCCAAGCUGCAUCGAUCUAUGCACCUGAUUUCAACGAAAGCAGCGCACACUUCAUCGAUCAACAGCGCUCCUGUCGGGACCUUUGUAGCUUUUGUCCGACCUGUAACGGGUUCUACUGUGGCGAAGAGUGCAUUUGCGAAUGCCGGCAGGAUCCAACCGAACACGCUAAAUGCAUCGAUCAGAUCAAGGCCAAUAGUGAAAAGCUCGGACUGGUGUACGAUCUUUUCAUCCAGCUGCCACAGAUGCGGUCUUCCCGGACGAGGUUCGGGCGCCGGGCGAAAACUCCUGAGGAAAAGGACGAUGCCGGAAGGAUCGGUUUCCACAAGAUUCUCUUCUCGAACUUCGCCACUAUGCGGGCUUCGGUUCAGGAGCAGCCGCCGAUCGGUGAGCAGGUGAUGUUGCACGAACUAAGCUCCGAUCCUCGAACGGACGAUCGCACCACCGUUCGCGAUCCGCUGGAGAAACCGGAAGUGCUGGAAUUGCUUUUUAGCAAUGGCACGUAA